Molecule: messenger RNA, 759 nt
Organism: Paraphaeosphaeria sporulosa
Lineage: Eukaryota; Fungi; Ascomycota; Dothideomycetes; Pleosporales; Didymosphaeriaceae
Exons: 3
Coding region: 1-759 (252 amino acids)
Biological process (GO): mycotoxin biosynthetic process
Source: RefSeq, a predicted model, not a curated record
AUGGGCGGAAAUAUGGAGGAACAUUCAGAGCCGCUCCUCGACUCUGCGCGCGCCAGCUCCCCAGACAUGGAAGACGGCACCAUGCGAGAGAAGUCAUACACUUGCACCGGAUUCUACGAGAAGAAAGCCUUCAUAUGGGCCUCGGCGAUGUGGUUCACCGGCUCAUUACUCCUCUUCGCGUCCGCGCUUCUUCUGCACACUCGGUCACGUGGCGGGCAUUUCGAGAUAUAUUCACCCGUGCAAGACCACAUCCGCUACAAGACUGUCGUUUUCGACGGCUCACUCGGAAAGAAGUCAAUAUACAUGGAAGAUCCCUCACCAGCGGUCGACGCAGCAUGGGAAGACCUCUACGACUUUGGCAUAUCCUGGCUCCACCCCCACGAAGCUUCCCUCCUCCCCAAUGCAACCGCCCGCCUCUACGAGCAACCGCAAAACUACGUCACCGGCCUCGACGUCUUCCACCAACUGCACUGUCUCAACCUGCUGCGCAAGCGGCUAUACCCGGCCUACUACGUUAACGACACGGACGUGCACUUCGCUCACUGUCUUGACCAGCUGAGACAGAGUAUCAUGUGUAGUAGUGACACGGCGACGAUACCGUGGAGCUGGAGUCGGAGUAAGAAGAGGUUGGUGGCGAGCGCGGAGACAGUGCACAUGUGUCGGGAUUUCGAGGGGGUGAGGGGGUGGGCUAGGGGGCGGAGGGUGGAAGGGGGGUUCAGGAAGGAUGUGUAUGUGGAGGGGAGUGCGAUUAGUGAUUGA